Scutellospora calospora is the source of this 689-nucleotide messenger RNA. Lineage: Eukaryota; Fungi; Glomeromycota; Glomeromycetes; Diversisporales; Gigasporaceae. The record is from the annotation of a GenBank genome assembly.
UAAAAUUUCGAUCUUCUUGCAGCGCCGAAGAGUUCUUAUCAAUAACCUAUUUGUAUGGAAAAUUGUUAAAUGUAAUUACGUUGUAUUUAAUUGGUAAAACGACGUGGUCAAUCAUAUAUAUUAUAAUUUGGGGUGGAUUAUUUGCUAUUUUACCUCAACCAACAUACCAAGGUCGUUCAGAAAUAAUAGAAUUAACAGACGAAGAUUUGCACGAUAUCCAACAUAACAAUUAUCGAGUUUCUAAGAUUAGUGAAAUUACUAGCAAUGAAAAAAACAAAGGAAAAACCGAAAAAGAUCAAUAUUGGGUGAUCUUUUUUUACGUUUUAUGGAGUAAUGCAUGCAGAAAUUUUGAGUCCACCGUCGCAAAAACCUCUUUAAAGUAUACGACUUCAAACGUUCGUUUUGGCAAAGCUGACUUGGAGCGAUAUCCUGCACUAGCUGAAGAACAUAAUAUUUCAUUAUCACCGACUAGUUUGGAUCUUCCUAUGUUGAUUUUAUUUAAAAAUGGCAAAGAAAUUUCAAGACUACCCCAAAAGAUUGAUGAAUCAAAUGAUGAUUUGAAUAGAAUAAAAAGUAAAGCACUUCGAGAUGUAAAAGUUACAUGGGAUCGCCUGGGAUGGGACAGAAGCAUGACUUUUACUGGAUUAGAAACUUAUCAGAAUCUAAAAUCCACAUUCAGUCAUGUAUAA